AUCUUACUCCCCAUAAAAUGAUCCAAGCAAGAGAGAAGCCCUACAAAAGUCUGGACAUGGUAAAGAGCAUUGGGUGGAGAGGCAAUCUAAAUUCCCAUAAAGGGAUCCAUACAGGGGGAAAGCCCUAUAAGUGCAUGGUCUGUGGAAGAAGAUUCAGUGUAAAGAGUUCCCUUACUGCUCAUAAAAGGAUCCACACAGGAGAAAAAUCUUAUAAAUACAUGGAAUGUAGAAAGAGGUUCAGGAACAGAGAAUGGCUGAAGUCCCAUAAAAUGAUCGGUCUCCAGGAAAAACGUUAUAAAUGUAUAGACUGUGAGAAAAGCUUCAGUGUAAAGAGUUCCCUUACUUCUCAUAAAAGGAUCCAUACUGGAGAAAGACCCUUUAAAUGCCUGGAGUGCGGAAAGAGCUUCAGGCAAAGUGGUGACCUGGCUUCCCAUAAAAGAAUCCAUACAGGAGAGAAACCUUAUAAAUGUCUGGAGUGUGGAAAGAGCUUCAGUAUGAAUUGUUCUCUUACUUCUCAUAAAAGGAUCCAUACAGGAGAGAAACCCUUUAAAUGCAUAGAAUGUGGGAAGAGCUUCUGUCAGAGCAGUGCGCUUGCCUCCCAUAAAAGGAUCCACACGGGGGAAAAACCCUACACAUGCCUGGAGUGUGGAAAGAACUUUAGGAACAGCAGUUAUCUGAACUCUCAUAAAAGGAUUCACACAGGAGAGAAACCCUAUAAAUGCACGGAGUGUGGGAAGAGUUUCAGUAUAAAAAGUUAUCUUACUUCUCAUAAAAGGAUCCAUACAAAUGAGAAACCGUUUAAAUGCAUAGACUGUGGGAAGGGCUUCAGCCAAAGCUGUGCCCUUGUUUCCCAUAAACGGGUUCAUACAGGAGAGAAACCCUAUAAAUGCAUGGAGUGUGGAAAGAGGUUCAGGAACAGCAGUUAUCUGAAUUCCCAUAAAAGGAUUCACACGGGAGAGAAACCUUAUAAAUGUCUGGAGUGCGGGAAGAGCUUCAAUCAAAGCAGUCAGCUUACUUCCCAUAACAGGAUCCACACAGGGGAAAAACCCUAUAAAUGCACAGACUGUGGAAAGACCUUUAUUGUCUGUGGCCAGCUGACUUACCAUAAAAGGUCCCACACAGGAGAGAAACCCUAUAAAUGCCUGGAAUGUGGAAAGGGCUUCUGUCACAGCCGUUCCCUUACUUCCCAUAAGAGGGUCCACACAGGGGAGAAUCAUGUAUGCAAUGAAUGUGGGAAGUGUUUGAGUACAAGCAGCUCCCUUACUUACCACAUUAGUACACACACACGGAAGAAAUUGUAUCAGUGCACAGAAUGUGGGAAGAACUUCACGUUGAAAAGUCACUUUACAUCCCAUAAGAGGAUUCACACAGGGAAGAAAUCUUAGGAAUGCUCCGAGCUUUGUGGAAAAAGCUUCAGCAAUAACAGUAACAUUACUCCCCAUAAAAUGAUCCAUGCAAGGGAGAAGCCCUAUAAAUGUGUGGACUGUGGAAAGAGCUUUCGGUGGAGAGGUAAUCUAGCUACCCAUAAAAAGAUCCAUUCACGGGGAAAACCCUAUAAGUGCACAGACUGUGGAAAAAGCUUUAGCAUGAACAGUUCCCUUACUUCUCAUAAAAGGAUCCAUACAGGAGAGAAACCCUUUCAGUGCACAGUGUGUGGAAAGAGCUUCAGUUUGAACAGGUGUCUUAUUUCUCAUAAAAGGAUCCAUUCAGGAUUGAAACUUUAUAUAUGCAACGAAUGUGGGAAAAGUUUUAUUUUAAGCAGCUCCCUUACUAAUCACAUUGGUACCCAUAGCAGAGAGAAACUAUAUCACUGUACUGACUGUGGGAAAAGCUUCAGGUGGAAAAGUCACCUUACUUCCCAUGAAAGGAUGCAUACAGGGGAAAAACCAUACGAAUGUAAGGACUGUGGAAAAAGCUUCAGUAUGAACAGUUCUCUUACUUCUCAUAAAAAGAUCCAUACAGGAGAGAAACCCUAUCAGUGCAUAUUGUGUGGGAAGAACUUCCGGUUGAAAGGUCAUCUUACUUCUCAUAAAAGGAUGCACACAGGGGAAAAACCCUAUCAAUGCAUGGACUGUGGCAAGAGCUUCAGUAUGAGCAGUUCCCUUACUUCUCAUAAAAGGAUCCAUACAGGAGAGAAACCGUAUCAAUGCUUGGAAUGCGGGAAGAGCUUCAGCAAAAGCAGUAUUCUUAAUUCCCAUAAAAGGAUCCACACAGGAGAGAAACCCUAUAAAUGCCUGGAUUGUGGAAAGAGCUUUAACAACAGGAAUCACCUAACCUCCCAUAAAAGGAUCCACACAGGAGAGAAACCCUUUAAGUGCACAGAGUGUGGAAAGAGCUUCAGUUAUAGUGAUUCCCUUACUUCUCAUAAAAGGAUUCAUACAGGAGAAAAACCCUACAAGUGCAUGGAGUGUGGAAAGUCCUUUAUUCAGAGCAGUCACCUUACUUCCCAUAACAGAAUGCACACUGGGGAGAAACCAUAUAAAUGUAUGGAGUGUGGAAGGAGCUUCAGCAGCAGCAGUUCCCUUAUUUGCCAUAAAAGGAUCCAUUCAGGGUUGAAACCUUAUAUAUGUAAGGAAUGUGGAAAGAGUUUUAUUUCAAGCAGCUCGCUUACUAACCAUAUUAGUAUCCACAUAGCUGAGAAACUGUAUCAGUGUACAGAGUGUGUGAAAAGUUUCAGGUGGAAAAGUCAACUUAUUUCCCAUAGGAGAAUACAUACAGGGGAAAAACCCUAUCAGUGCAAGGAUUGUGGGAAAAGUUUCAGUCUGAACAGUUCCCUUACUUCUCAUAAAAGGAUCCAUACGGGAGAGAAACCGUAUAAAUGCAUAGAGUGUGGAAAGAGCUUCAGCAAAAGCUGUAACCUUACCUCCCAUAUAAGGAUCCACACAGGAGAGAAACCCUAUCAAUGUACAGAGUGUGGAAAGAGCUUCAGUUUGAACAGUUCCCUUAAUUCUCACAAAAGGAUCCAUGCCACAGAGAAACCCUAUAAAUGCCUGGACUGUGGAAAAAGGUUCAGUAUGAAGAGUCUCCUUGAUUCUCAUAAAAAGGUCCAUACUGUAGAAAAACCCUAUCAAUGCAUAGAAUGUGGGAAGAACUUCCACACAAGACAUGAUCUUACUUCACAUAAAAGGGUUCACACAGGAGAGAAACCGUUUCAGUGUAUAGAAUGUGGAAAGGCUUUCAGUCACAACAGUGCCCUUACUUCUCAUAAGAGGAUCCACACAGGAGAGAAACCAUUUCAGUGUAUAGAAUGUGGAAAGGCUUUCAGUCACAACAGUUCCCUUAUUUAUCAUAAGAAGAUUCACACAGGAGAGAAACCGUUUCAGUGUAUAGAAUGUGGAAAGACUUUCAGUCACAACAGUUCCCUUACUUCUCAUAAGAGGAUCCACACAGGAGAGAAACCGUUUCAGUGUAUAGAAUGUGGAAAGAACUUCAGCACAAGCAGUAGCCUUAGUUCCCAUAAAAGUAUCCACACAGGAGAGAAACCCCAUCAAUGCAUAGAAUGUGGGAAGAACUUCCGCACAAGGUGUGAACUUACUGCACAUAAAAGGGUUCACACAGGAGAGAAACCAUUUCAAUGUAUAGAAUGUGGAAAGACUUUCAGUCGAAACUCUUCCCUUACUUAUCAUAAGAGGAUCCACACAGGUGAGACCUCCUAUCAAUGCAUGGAGUGUGGAAAGAAUUUCAGGAAAAAUAGUGACCUUAUUUCCCAUAAAAGGGUUCACACAGGAGGUAAGCCGUAUAAAUGCUUGGAAUGUGGGAAGAUCUUCAGCAAGAGCAGCAAUCUCACGUCCCACAAAAGAAUCCACACAGGGGAGAAGCCGUAUACAUGCCUAGAAUGCGGAAAGAGCUUCAGUCGGAGCAGUAGUUUCUCAGCGCAUAAAAGGAUCCACACAGGAGAGAAACCGUAUGAAUGCCUGGAAUGUGGCAAGCGAUUCAGUGAGAGUAGUCAUCUCAUUGCACAUAAAAGGAUCCACACAGGGGAAAAACCUUACGAAUGUAUAGAAUGUGGGAAGAGCUUCAGUCAGAGCAGUAGCUUUGCCGCACAUCGAAGAAUCCACACCGGGGAGAAACCCUACAAAUGUAUGGAGUGUGGGAAGAGCUUCAAUACAAGUACGCACCUGACUUCUCAUAAAAGGAUCCACACAGGAGAAAAACCGUACAAAUGCACAGAGUGUGGAAAGAGCUUCAGUGAAAAUGGGGCUCUUACUUCACAUAGGAGGAUCCACACCGGCGAGAAACCAUACAAAUGCAUGGAGUGUGGAAAGUGCUUCAGUCAGAGCAGUUCUUUUACUCUUCAUAAAAAGAGGCAUAAAGGAGAGACGCCAUAUAUAUGCAUCAAGUGUUCGGAAAACCCAUCAGUCAGAUCACACAAAAGAAACCAUUGGGGGGAGAAACCCUACAAAUGCUUAGAAUGUGGAAAGGGCUUUAAUAUGAGCAGCCACCUGCUUUCUCAUCAGAGGACUCACACGGGGAAAAAGUCGUAUAAGUGCUUGGAGUGUGGAAAGAGCUUCACACAGAACUUCAGCCUGACAGUCCAUCAAAGAACUCACACUGGGGAAAAACCCUAUGAAUGUGUGGACUGUGGAAAGUGCUUCAGCCGCAGCCAGCAUCUCAUUCAGCACAGAAGCAUCCACACAGGGGAGAAACCAUUUCAAUGCACUGACUGCGGAAAGUGCUUCAGCCGCAGCCAGCAUCUUGCCCAGCAUCGAAGUAUCCACACAGGAGAGAAACCGUACAAAUGCAUGGAGUGUGGAAGGCGCUUCAGCAAUAGCGGAAGCCUAAAUACACACCAGAGAACUCAUACUGGAGAGAAACCCUAUAAAUGCCUCGAGUGUGGGAAGAGCUUCAGCAAGAGCAGUAACCUUACAGCCCAUAAGCGGAUCCAUACGGGGGAGAAGCCCUAUCAAUGCUUGGAAUGUGGGAAGAGCUUCAGCAAGAGAGGGAACCUUUAUAAACACCAGACAAUCCACACAGGAGAAAAACCUUACAAAUGCAUGGAAUGUGGAAAGAGUUUCCGGAUGAGUGGGAAUUUUUAUAAGCAUCAGAGAAUCCACACAGGAGAGAAACCAUAUGAAUGUCUGGAAUGUAGGAAGCGCUUUGCUCUUAGGCAUCAGUUGACUGCGCAUCAAAGAACUCAUGCUGAUGAGAACCCAUUUCAAUGCUUAGAGUGUGGAAAGAGCUUCAGGAGCAGCAGCCACCUAACUUCCCAUCAUAGGAUCCACACCGGAGAAAAACCUUAUAAAUGUAUAGAGUGUGGGAAGAGCUUUAGGCAACGCAGUCAUCUUAUUUCUCACAGAAGGAUCCACUCGGGUGAAAAACCAUACACGUGCAUCGAGUGUGGAGAGAGCUUCAGGUUGAGCAGUCAGCUGACGUAUCAUAUGUGGAACCACACGGGGGAGAAGCCGUACAGUUGUGCGGAAUGCGGGAAAAGUUUCAGCAACGUCAGUUCCCUCACUUGCCAUAAAACCAUCCACACGGGAGAGAAACGAUACAAAUGCACGGAGUGUGGAAAAAGGUUCCGGAACAGUAGUCAUCUUACUUCCCACAAAAGGAUCCAUACAGGGGAGAAACCAUAUAAAUGCACGGAGUGUGGGAAGUGCUUCAGAGACAGCUCUGCCCUGGUGUCUCAUAGAACAAUCCACACAGGGGAGAAACCAUACAAAUGUAUGGAGUGUGGAAAGAGCUUCAGCCAGGGAUACUCUCUUACGACCCAUCAGAUGAUCCAUUCCGGGGAGAGGCCCUACAAAUGUAUGCAGUGUGGAAAGAGCUUCAAAUGGAAUAGUCACCUUACUGCACAUCAGAGGAUCCACACGGGAGAAAAACCAUACAAGUGUGUGCAGUGCGGAAAGAGCUUCAAAAACAGGAGUAAUCUCACUAGCCAUAAAAGGAUCCACACAGGAGAAAAACCGUAUAAAUGCAUGGAGUGUGGCAAGUGUUUCAGAGGCAGCUCUGCCCUUAUUUGCCAUAAAACAAUCCACACGGGAGAAAAACCAUAUAAAUGUAUUGAAUGCGGAAAGAGCUUCAGCAGAGGCAGCUCCCUUACUUUCCACAAAAGGAUUCACACGGGGGAGAAACCCUAUCAGUGUCUGGAGUGUGGAAAGAGCUUCAACCAGAGUAAUUCCCUUAUUUUCCAUAGUAGUGUCCACACGGGGGAGAAACCGUUUAAGUGUACAGAGUGUGGAAAGAGCUUCAGCAAAGAAGGUUGCUUUAUUUCCCACAAAAGGAUCCACACAGGGGAGAAACCUUAUCAAUGUCUGGAGUGCGGAAAGACGUUCAGAUUGAACAGUCAGCUUACAUCUCAUCAAAGGAUCCACACGGGAGAAAAACCGUAUCACUGUAUGGAGUGUGGAAAGACGUUCAGAUUAAGCAGUGAUCUCACUUCCCAUAAAAGGAUCCACACAGGAGAGAAACCGUAUGAGUGCAUGGGAUGCGGGAAAAGCUUCAAGCGCAGCAGUGACCUUACUUCCCAUAAAAGGAUCCAUACCGGAGAAAGACCAUAUGAGUGUAUGGAGUGCGGAAAGACCUUCACAAUGCGAUCAUCCCUAACGUCUCAUAAAAGGAUCCACACAGGGGAGAAACCAUAUCAGUGCACAGAGUGUGGAAAGAGCUUCCGUGAAAAUGGAUCUCUCACUAUUCAUAAGAGGAUCCACACAGGAGAGAAACCGUAUCAGUGUAUGGAGUGUGGAAUGAGCUUCAGACGAUGGAGUUAUCUGAUUUCCCAUAAAUUGAUCCAUACAGGAGAAAGACCACAUAAGUGUACCAAGUGUGAAAAGAGUUUCAAAAAGAUUGGUCAAUUGACAGCCCAUAAGAAGCUUCACACAGAAGAUAAACUAUAUCAGUGCACAGCGUCUGGAAAGAGCUUUAAAGAAAGUAGUUCCCUUAUUUCCCAUAAAAGACUCCACUCAGGAGAGAAACCAUAUAAAUGCACCGAGGGCGGAAAGAGCUUCAAUGAAGACAGUUCCCUCACUUCGCAUAAAAGCCUGCACACAGGAGAGAAAUCAUAUAAAUGUACAGAGUGUGGAAAGAGCUUUAAGAACAGUGAAAGUAGUUCCCUUAUUUCCCAUAAAAGACUCCACUCAGGAGAGAAACCAUAUAAAUGCACCGAGGGCGGAAAGAGCUUCAAUGAAGACAGUUCCCUCACUUCGCAUAAAAGCCUGCACACAGGAGAGAAAUCAUAUAAAUGUACAGAGUGUGGAAAGAGCUUUAAGAACAGUGGUAACCUCACUUCACACCAAAGGAUCCAUUCAGGGGAAAAACCAUAUAAAUGUAUGGAAUGUGGCAAAAGCUUCAGGCAGAGCGGUUCUCUUACUUCCCAUAAAAGACUCCACACAGGAGAGGAACCAUAUAAAUGCUUGGAGUGUGGAAAGAGUUUCAAAUGGAGAGGUCAGCUUACUUCACAUAAAAUGGUUCAUACAGAAGAGAGACUGUACAAAUGCAUGGCAUGUGGAGAGUGCUUCAAAUGGAGAGGUGAACUUACUUUGCAUAAAAGACUUCACACAGGAGAGAAACCAUAUAAAUGCAUGGAGUGUGGAAAGAGCUUCAACCAUACCGGUACCCUUAUUUCCCACAGAAAAAUCCAUUCAGGGGAAAAACCUUAUAAAUGCAUGGAUUGUGGAAAGAGCUUCAAGCGUACCGGUACCCUUAUUUCCCAUAGAAGAAUCCAUUCAGGGGAAAAACCUUAUAAAUGCAUGGAUUGUGGAAAAAGUUUUAAGCAGAUUAGUGAUCUCACUUCCCAUAAAAGACUCCACACAGGAGAGGAACCAUAUAAAUGUUUGGAGUGUGGAAAGAGUUUCAAAUGGAGAGCUCAGCUUACUUCACAUAAAAUAAUUCAUACAGGAGAGAAACCAUACAAAUGCAUGGAGUGUGAAAAGAGCUUCAGCCACAACAGUUCCCUUGCUUUACAUAAAACAGUCCACACUGGAGAGCAACCAUAUCAGUGCACUGAAUGCGGGAAGUGUUUCAAACAGAGCAGUAAACUUACUUCCCAUAAAAGGAUCCAUACUGGAGAGAAACCAUAUAAAUGUAUGGAAUGUGGCAAAAGCUUCAGCCAGAGCAGUUCUCUUACUUACCAUAAAAGGAUCCACACUGGAGAGGAACCAUACAAAUGCAUGGAAUGUGGAAAGAGUUUCAAACAGAGCAGCAGCCUUGUUUUCCAUAAAAGGCUCCACACUGGGGAAAAACCAUAUAAAUGUUCGGAGUGUGGAAAGAGCUUCAGCAAAAGCAGUAAUCUUACUUCCCAUAAAAGGAUCCACACAGGAGAACGACCCUAUAAAUGUACAGAAUGUGGCAAAGAGUUCAGUCACAGCAGUAGUCUUAUUUCCCAUAAAAGGCUUCAUACUGUGGAGCAACCAUAUAAAUGUUCGGAGUGUGGAAAGAGUUUCAGCAAGAGUAGUAACCUAAUUUCCCAUAAAAAGCUCCAUACAAGAAAGAAAUAA
This is a messenger RNA of Protobothrops mucrosquamatus (brown spotted pit viper), 8435 nucleotides long. RefSeq lists its product as uncharacterized. The record is from RefSeq and is a predicted model, not a curated record. Lineage: Eukaryota; Metazoa; Chordata; Lepidosauria; Squamata; Viperidae.